Messenger RNA from Parathielavia appendiculata, 1437 nucleotides. RefSeq lists its product as uncharacterized. The transcript is spliced from 2 exons. The coding region runs from base 264 to 1091 and encodes 275 amino acids. The record is from RefSeq and is a predicted model, not a curated record. Lineage: Eukaryota; Fungi; Ascomycota; Sordariomycetes; Sordariales; Chaetomiaceae.
CCUCCUCGAAUGAGUACCGGCUUCAGAUGAUACAGGCUGGCGCAUAUUUAUCUACAGAUAAUUGACGCCCAGGCCAUGGGCGACCCACCGACAACGUGUGUUUUUGUAAGACUCAGUAUGCACAUAUGAUGCAGGUGCGAGAGAGUUCGAGUCUCACUGUGUCAUGAUAUCCAUCACCUGACGGAAUUGGAGAUUUUCUUCCCUGAUCACCACGGGCACCACCUGGAGCUCACGAGCCGCCAUUUAACUCCGGCAUCUCGAAGAUGGCCGACACCAAUGGAAACCCAUCUGUCCCAGAACAAGUCUACCACACGACCCUGACUGUGGUCGACUACCACCGCGACACAGCAGGCUCGAUCCGAGAUGUCUACGUGCUGGGCACCCAUACCACGCUCGAGGCAGCCAAGGCCUUUGCCCUCGAAGCACUGGAACAGCAGCUGGGUUACUCGCCCUCCGACUUUGUCGAGUACGCCACGCGGGCCAACAGCACCCCACCGGAAAACUGGAAGCAUGGCGACGGCGUCAUGGUGUACGCCAAACUCAAACCCCCCAUGAACCACGAAUUCCUCGUCGGGCUCGACACCAAACCCAACACUGAAUCCCUCCCCGCGGAUCCCAACAACCGAGACACGCUGCAGUUGCCGGCAGGCCACGACAACCUGCACUACGUCCUGCAGACCCAAACCGACUACAACCAAGACAACAACAACAGCCUUCGGAGCCCGGGGAGCGGCCCGGGCUCGUUUCAAACGACCUCGAUCCAGGGCUGCUACGCACGGCGGGCCGACGCGUUGGCCGCGGCGAGGGCCGUCCUCCAGAAAGAAGACGGCGAUCGAGAGACGGCGACUACGGAGUAUGCGCAGUACGACGACCGGGACGAUGCGCAGUCCGAGGGGGAGUGGCCGUUUGGUGAGGACGUGGUUGUCCAUGCGGUGGCGCAGACGGGCGAGAACUACACGGUUGCCGUCAAGACGGCGCCCGGGGCGCACAGGAAGCAUGGCAGGGCCAGUUGCAAGAUGGAUACCAUGAAGGGGCGUUCGGGGAAUACUGGUCUUGCGAAGUGUUACCCCGGGCAGUAUGAGGCUGAUUAAGUACCUUGGCUUGCCUGGUAAUGUUGGUUAAGAUGCAUCAUGAUUGACGGUAUCUUGGGGCAAGAGCAAAGGUUGAGAGAUGUCUUACCAGAGAAGAUGUGGAUGGGAUUCCGGCUUGGAAAGGGGGGAAGUCUAGUUCAAUGUUGGGAAAAGCGGGAUUCCAGUUUAAGAUUGAAAGGAAGAAAAUGGGUUUCAAAGCUGGAAGAGAGAAAUCCCAUCCGGCGUUUUAAAGUUGUAAUACUAGGAUCUUGUCGACCGACGUAGCGCUGUUAGCCGAGCAGAACUGUACUGAUUUAGGACAAAUAGGUAACUAAUGGAUUAGAUGAAAGUGUGAUAUCGCAGUAGC